AUGGAUGACACGCUGAAGAGGAGCAUGAAGUUCAAAAUCAACUUGAAGGGAGUAAGGCAUGAAUCAGAAGACAAGUCACGUGAAAACAUGAUGAUGCUUGUGACUAAUCUCCGCUCAACAACCGCCGUUCAGAACUUCCACACAGAACUUCGCAGCCUCCGCAAUCGCCAGCAGACUGUAGAAGAGUUUAGUUGGGAAGAUGUGAAAGCUGAUAAACAUCAUGAAAACUAUUUAGGUCACAGUCUCAAAGCACCUGUUGGAAGAUCGCAGAAAGCUUCUUCUCCAAUGGCAUCUCCAAUGGCAGACGAGCCUACUCAUCUGAAAAUUGUAGUGAAAGUGAAUCUCAAUUGCUGUAAAGCAUCUCCAAAGAAAUUGGAGAAAGCAUUGUUGAAACUCACAGGGGUCUCUUCAUUCACUAUAAAUAUAGAGGAAAAUCUUGUAUCAGUCUCAGGGACAGUGCGUCCUGAUACAAUUAUCAAACUUAUUUAUGCAAAAUUAGCAAAAAAAGCAGAACUCGUAUCCUACGAGCCACAAUCUACAAAGGACGACGGGGUUAAACCUAAGAACACAAACACUGAGGAGGAAGACAAAGAUUUGAACAACAAAAGUAAAUCUCAACACAAGGGAAAAAUGCACAAAUCUUGCUGCUGUCAGGAUGGAAAGUGCCCUAAGAUGGAGAAUAAUGUGCAUAAAUGCGAAGAAUAUGCUGGACCCCCCGAGGUUAAAGAUUUUGUGUGCAGAGAUUAUUUCUGCAAAAUACAUCCAAGGAAUCGAACAAUUACUAAUAAGGUGCCUGAAAACGAAAGUAGUGCCAGACUGUAUGGCUAUAUGCCAAACUACGCGCAAGGGUAUAAUGGCGGACCAAAUCCUUGGUAUCCUAUUAGAGGCUCGUAUUAUCCUAGGUGGUACCCAGAGAGGCCACCGGCUCUAUAUGAAUAUUAUCAACCGCCAAGGAGGCCACCACCUUCAUAUGCUUCUUCUCCAAUGGUAGACGAGCCUACUCAUCCGAAUAUUGCAGUGAAAGUGAAUCUCACUGGCUGUAAAGCAUCUCCAAAGAAAUUGGAGAAAGCAUUGUUGAAACUCACAGCUUCUUCGCCAAUGGUAGACGAGACUACUCAUCCGAAUAUUGUAGUGAAAGUGAAUCUCAAUGGCUGUAAAGCAUCUCCAAAGAAAUUGGAGAAAGCAUUGUUGAAACUCACAGCAAAAAAAGCAGAACUCGUAUCCUACGAGCCACAAUCUACAAAGGACGACGAGGUUAAACCUAAGAACACAAACACUGAGGAGGAAGACAAAGAUUUGAACAACAAAAGUAAAUCUCAACACAAGGAAAAAAUGUACAAAUUUUGCUGUUGUCGGGAUGGAAAGUGUCCUAAGAUGGAAAUUUUGAGUUGCCUUUGA
Molecule: messenger RNA, 1398 nt
Organism: Fraxinus pennsylvanica
Lineage: Eukaryota; Viridiplantae; Streptophyta; Magnoliopsida; Lamiales; Oleaceae
Source: the annotation of a GenBank genome assembly